AUGGCAAUGGAUAAUGUGUGGGACAUUGUCAUUACGACCACGACUGCCAUAGUCAUUGCUCUCAGGAUCAAACAGCAUCCUGUUACCAUGGAAAGUGUCAUUGUUCAGACCAUACAAAUACCACCACUCCGUCCAGUAGGUCCGAUCAUUGUCUACAUACUUCUGAUUGUAAUGACUGUCCUGGUCAUCUGGUUCCUCAUUGUUUUAACUACCGCUGUGCAUGUACAGAACAACCAGCGUUACCGACGAAAUAUUGUAACCAACACUCUGACUGUUCCAGUUGUUCUGAACAUCACGUGGGAUUUUGUAGCGACCACAAAUGUACAUGUACAGCGUCGACACUUGCCACUAUCAGCCACUGCAAUGACAAUUCUGACUGCACCACUUGUUCUGACUAUCAGAUUGGACAGUGCAUCCACCACCAAUGUAACUGCUCUG
This is a messenger RNA of Saccostrea cuccullata (small rock oyster), 438 nucleotides long. RefSeq lists its product as uncharacterized. The record is from RefSeq and is a predicted model, not a curated record. The annotation marks the transcript as partial. The transcript has 5 exons. Lineage: Eukaryota; Metazoa; Mollusca; Bivalvia; Ostreida; Ostreidae.